This is a messenger RNA of Cololabis saira (Pacific saury), 1543 nucleotides long. RefSeq lists its product as uncharacterized. Gene Ontology annotation, molecular function: endothelin B receptor binding; hormone activity. Bases 206 to 655 code for a protein of 149 amino acids. Lineage: Eukaryota; Metazoa; Chordata; Actinopteri; Beloniformes; Belonidae. Gene Ontology annotation, cellular component: extracellular region. Gene Ontology annotation, biological process: regulation of vasoconstriction; vein smooth muscle contraction; regulation of systemic arterial blood pressure by endothelin. The transcript is spliced from 4 exons. The record is from RefSeq and is a predicted model, not a curated record.
GCAGAACGGCUGAGGAAGCUCUUAUCUGCCCUGCAGCUGCUGAUCUGAGGACCUGAGGAACCUGAGGACCUGAGGGAUCACCUGGACCUGAACCGGACCCAAACAGGGACCCUCUGGACCCCCCCGAGGGAAACAGGAACCAGAACCAGCCUCGGCUCCACCUGGACCCGGGAACAAACAGGACCGGGGGGUUUUUAGAUCGUGGAUGCUGAGGAUUUCCGGCAGGAUGGACUUCACCUACUCCUGGCUGCUGCUGACCCUGAUGCUGAUCCACCAGUACCAAGCCUCCCAGGUGAGCCCCACGGCGGAGGAGGAGGGCCCCACGGCGGAGCUGCGCCACACGGCCCACCGGCGGGAGAAGCGCUGCUCCUGCGAGAACCAGAAGGACAAGGAGUGUAUUUUCUUCUGCCACAUCGGCAUCGUCUGGGUCAACACCCCGAGCCACGUCGUGCCGUACGGGUUUGGAUCCGUGAGACUCAGGAGGGAUCUCCGCCGUUGCUUCUGCCGGGACUCGCAGGACGGCGAGUGUUUGAGCUUCUGCUCCAACCGCAUGCAGCCGCAAGGCGACGACACGGCUGUGAAGAACAAGCGGAGGAGCUACCGAGCUGCAUUGUGGGAAAAAAGGAGCAGGCACGCUCUCGUGAAGCAGACCUGAGGCGACGGCUAGCCACCAGCAACACCAGCUCUGGGGGACGAAGUCGUUAGUGUAUCAAUCAUAGCAAAUAUUGGACCUUUUUGAUGGCGCGGCGCCUGGCGGCGGCCCGCCCUUGUACAGUGUGUUUAUGUAAACGUGACGAUGAUGACGACGACUAGGGCAGGAGCGCUGCCCCGCUGACAAGCUAAUCAAUACUCGGCUGAUGUCUUUAUCUGAGGGAAACUGGAGCUCGAUUCUUGUACGAGUUGAAUCUGUGAUGUUUGUGUCGGUUCUCAGCAGCAGAAAAACCUCACAUCUGCAAAUCCACCACAGUUUCAGCACUUUUCGCAGUAAAAUAUCAACCAUCCAAAAGAAGCUGCAGCCUCUGCUAGCUGCGGCAGAACCCUCAGAUCCAAGUUCACAAACGUUUGGUCCAAACAAGGGAACAAUAACUCUCAUCAAACUUUUAUAAAUUUGACCUUCGGGUCGAUGCACACCAGGUCUUCUGAGCUGAUUCGAUAGUUUCAGUUGACUCGUAUAGAGGGAAUGCAUUGACGUCACUUCCCCACUGGACCACGCCCCCUUACUCUGGACCACGCCCCCUUUACUAGCACUGAGUGGCAAAACAUCAGCAAAGACAGCUACAACUAGUGGAAAAGACGGGAUAACAGCUGAUUAUGGGCUUAAAUUAAAGGCAGUUGGACUUCACAGUGACCCGUAUAGUUACCCCAAGAACCAGUGGUCCAUGGACAUUAAUAUUUGGUACAGUUACCCCAAGAACCAGUGGUCCAUGGACAUUAAUAUUUGUUACAGUUACCAAGAACCAGUGGUCCAUGGACAUUAAUAUUUGGUACAGUUACCAAGAACCAGUGGUCCAUGGACAUUAAUAUUUGGUACAGUUACCAAGAA